CGGUUUCGAGGAGGUGGGUGGGGUGCGGAGCGGGACUGAAGCUGCUGCCGUCUCGGCCGCCGCCUACAGAGUCGCCUUGUGCCUGGUGCUACCGGGACGAUGCGGCCGGGGCCCGGAGGCUGCUGCUACCGUCGCCCUGUGGGGGCGAACGGCUGCGUGGCGAACGGGGAAGUGCGGAACGGGUACGUGAGGAGCACCGCCGCUGCCGCCGCCGCCGCAGCCGCCGCCGCCGGCCAGGUCCAUCAUGUUACACAAAAUGGAGGACUUUACAAAAAACCGUUUAAUGAAGCUUUUGAAGAAACACCGAUGCUGGUCGCUGUGCUUACUUAUGUGGGGUAUGGUGUACUCACUCUCUUUGGAUAUCUCCGAGAUUUCUUGAGGCAUUGGAGAAUUGAAAAGUGUCAUCAUGCAACAGAAAGAAAAGAACAACAGGACUUUGUGUCAUUGUAUCAGGAUUUCGAAAACUUCUAUACAAGAAACCUCUACAUGAGGAUUAGAGACAACUGGAAUCGACCGAUCUGUAGUGUGCCUGGAGCCAGGGUGGACAUCAUGGAGAGGCAGUCUCAUGAUUACAACUGGUCCUUCAAGUACACAGGGAAUAUAAUUAAAGGUGUUAUAAACAUGGGUUCCUACAACUAUCUUGGAUUUGCACGGAAUACUGGAUCAUGUCAAGAAGCAGCUGCCAAAGUCCUAGAGGAGUAUGGAGUUGGAGUGUGCAGCACUCGGCAGGAAAUUGGAAACCUGGACAAGCAUGAAGAACUAGAGAAGCUUGUGGCAAGUUUCUUGGGAGUAGAAGCUGCUAUGGCAUAUGGCAUGGGAUUUGCAACAAAUUCAAUGAACAUUCCUGCUCUUGUUGGCAAAGGUUGCCUGAUUUUGAGUGACGAACUAAACCAUGCAUCUCUGGUUCUAGGAGCCAGACUCUCGGGAGCAACCAUUCGAAUCUUCAAACACAACAAUAUGCAAAGCCUAGAGAAGCUGCUGAAAGAUGCCAUUGUUUAUGGUCAGCCUCGGACUCGAAGGCCCUGGAAGAAAAUUCUAAUCCUUGUGGAGGGAAUAUAUAGCAUGGAGGGAUCUAUUGUUCGCCUUCCUGAAGUGAUUGCUCUUAAGAAGAAAUACAAGGCAUACUUGUAUCUAGAUGAAGCUCACAGCAUUGGGGCUCUGGGACCUACAGGUCGAGGGGUGGUAGAUUACUUUGGCCUGGAUCCUGAGGAUGUGGACGUUAUGAUGGGAACAUUCACAAAGAGUUUUGGUGCUUCUGGAGGAUACAUUGGAGGCAAGAAGGAGCUGAUAGACUAUCUGCGAACACAUUCCCAUAGUGCAGUGUAUGCCACGUCACUGUCACCGCCUGUUGUGGAGCAGAUUGUCACCUCUAUGAAGUGCAUCAUGGGGCAGGAUGGCACUACCCUCGGCAAAGAAUGUAUACAGCAGUUAGCCGAAAACACCAGGUAUUUCAGAAGACGUCUGAAAGAGAUGGGCUUCAUCAUCUAUGGAAAUGAAGAUUCUCCAGUGGUGCCUUUGAUGCUCUACAUGCCAGCCAAAAUUGGCGCCUUUGGACGGGAGAUGCUGAAGCGGAAUAUCGGGGUAGUUGUGGUGGGAUUUCCUGCUACUCCGAUUAUUGAGUCCAGAGCCAGGUUUUGCCUGUCAGCAGCUCAUACCAAAGAAAUACUUGAUACUGCUUUAAAAGAGAUAGAUGAAGUUGGGGACCUAUUGCAACUGAAGUAUUCGCGUCAUCGGUUGGUACCUCUACUGGACAGGCCCUUUGACGAGACUACAUAUGAAGAAACAGAAGACUGAGCCUUUUUGGUGCUCCCUUGGAGGAACUCUUCCUACCAGGACAGUGUGUGGCUUUUCUGAGCCAGUUCCAGGAACCAUACUUCUGUGGCCAUCUCACGUGAAAGACAUUUCCUCAACUACUGAUGGUGGCCACCUCACUCUAAAUGGCAUUUUGUAAAUAGUAAAAAACUGCUUCACAUUCUUCCUUUGCUACAUUUCACCUUUCAAAAAAGAGGUGACCCGCUCUACUUUUUUGUCCAUUAAAAAUGUUUUAUUUUAUAACUCUUCUCCUUGUGAAAUCACGCUGACCCUAGCCUGUCCCUGGCUAACCACGCAGGCCGUUACCCUCUCCCCGCCGCCUGCAGACUUGGCCGUACAAAAGCUCCUGCUGUCCCCCGCACUACAGCCUAGAGACUCACCCGGCCCUCCUUCCCAGGGAGCAAGUGCCUUCCGCUUACUUCCCAUCCAGGUCUCAGAGGCCACCAACCUCAGAAUCCUUAUUUAACCUGUCAAGGAUUCGACCAAAGUGUUCCUUUCAUCUCAAGUUUAGCCGUUUAAGAAAAACCUAAACACUAACAUUGCUAAAACCGCCCCUCAUUAUGUAUCUCCCUCUGGCCAGCAGCCUCCCAAGGCUUGGUCUUGUUCCGUUUUGUUCUGGUCACCAGAUGAUUUCUUCCUUCACCAUCAAAUAUUUCUUUGUAAUGGUCACUGUCUGAGGGCUAUGUCCACUUUCUUGGGUUUUCCCCAAGCUCUAAACUAACACUCCCACUUGCUAUUUAAAACACUUAAAUUGUUCAGAAAGUACCCACAUCCCACCCUGGUCAGACCUGUUGUGGUGGAGCUGACUCACACCUCGCUGUGUGUUCUGUGUCUACAGCUGUUUGGCAGAGUGACCUGCCAUCCUGCAGGGGUCAGAGGGCCGGGGCAGUGUGGAGAGAACGGAUUACUCCCGGUGGAACAUCUGUGGUUGAUUCAUACUGUUUACUUUUCUGCCUGGGUCUGGGUCCAGAUUAGGAUUUAAACUGAUAAAGGAAAAUGUUGGUAAAUCCUCUACUCAAAAAUCAUUUGUCAUGUUCCUCUUUAAGGAUUAAAGUUAUUAACUUACCCUUUUUAGAAGCUGACCCAUUUAAAUAUUACUCUUCUGACUGCUAGUUCUCUUUUGUUAUUCUUGAUGUCCUAAGACAAUUCUAAUCUGGCAUCUGGAGGUUAGGGUCUCUCUCUUUUUUCCUUUUUUUUUUUUUUCCUCUUGAGCAAUCCUGAACACCUGUAUCUCUUUGCUAAACUGGGAUCCUUUAUUUCGACUCUUUGCAGGUAAGGGGACUUCAUUCAGAGAGCUUUAUACUGCCUGACCAAAGAACAAAUCUGAAAACCACCGUGUUAAAGCUCUUACUUUUUUCUGUUGACCAAAGCUUAAGUGAAGAGGACUUUUGACUUUAUUAUAUCCAAAAUCAGCUUGUCUUUUAGUAGCCAUCAAGUAAUUAUGGGGGAAGGAUCGGGAACAGAAUGGAAGAACACUGUGUGAAAGUAGUUUUGCACGUCUCUGUUUUUGAAAUCACUCCUUGAACUGGUAAAAAUACUCAGUCCAAAUUCUCCUGGGUAUCUUGUCAUCAGCUGUGGUGUUUAUGCAGAUACACGUAGGGGAGGACAGAAGCAAUAUGAUUGUUGGGGAAGUUUUGUUUUCACGUCUUACGUUACCUUUGGUCACUCUCAACAUCUUGAGAGCCUUCAGCCUUUGAAAUACUCCAAGGUUUUGUUUUACUUUUUUAAACAAUAGAAAAGGUGAAUGAAAGAAGCAAGUAGAAAUGCAGGGACUAUAUUUAGCAUGUGUAAAUGGAAGUAAAGAGAUUGUGUCAACUAAGUAGUCCUGUAAAAAUACAUUGCUAACCUUUCCCCUACAUCUAGUUCCUCACCACAGAACCCCACUAGAGCACCAGAGUUUGCACUUUAGUUACUAUCAAAUGUUGGAGGGUUUGCAAAAGUCACAAACUUUAAGCAAUGAACUUACCUGCUACUCUUUUUACUUUGGCUUGCAUGAAGUCACUGCAAUUUAAAAUGUCAGUAUGGGCAUUUAAAUAUCUAUAUAUAUCUAUAUAUAUCUAUAUAUAUCUAUGUAUAGAUAUGUAUAGAUAUAUAUAGAUAGAUAGAUACACACACACAUCACUUUGCUGGUGCAAAGUUAUGUCAGGAUAAAUGUAGUUAAGUUACAAGUUUAUUUUUGAAGAGACAAAGCUGUGAGGCAAAGCAGGAUAUCUGCUUUCUAGAGAACAAAAUGUUACACUCGCUGGUUGUCUCUUCUUGGAAACUGUAAUAUAAAUCUAGGGUCCAGUCAUAUCACAAGUAUCAUUAUUUAACCAAGCAUCUGGGGAAAUACAGGUGUAUAUAUAAAUACAGUCAUUGGGAAUGAGUAGACAUAGGUAUUGUUUGAUGCAUGGUUUAACACAGCCUGAUUCACAAAUCUGAUGGGAUGUAAACAGGUAGCAGCUAACUAUUACUGCCAAAGCUGAGAAUCGGAGUCAAUCAGUAGAGAUGGGGCUAAGCUUACCACUUUUUCUCAUCCCUCUUUCUAUUUAGCAUUGCCUUUAUCCAUUUCAGGUUUAUAAGACCUUUUUUUGCAGAUCACAUCAGAAACCAGGAAAUUUAUACCUAGGAGACAUCACAAUCACAAAGAAUGGAUCAAGAGGCAGUGGCAGAUUCUCCUCCUGCCUUUAUUUUAAAAGCUUUACCCCAGAAUAUGGCAUACGCUCUACAGCAAGUAAAUAUGCAAAGAGUAUUUUCAGGACUGGGGUCUUUGGAGCACUUCAACUUUUUGCUUUGCUCUAGAAAAUGUCUUCCCUUUAAAAAGCACCCUAGGAGCACCUGGGUGGCUCAGUUGGUUAAGUGUCCUACUCUUGAUUUCAGCUCAGGUCAUGAUCUCAUGAUUUGUGAGUUCAUGCCCUGAGUUGGGCUCGAGCUGACAACACAGAGCCCGUUUGGGAUUCUCUCUCUCUCUCUCUCUCUCUCUCUCUCUCUGUCCCUCCCCCACUCACAUGCACUCUCCUCAUACUCUCUCAAACUUAAAAAAAAUCAUCCUAGUCUAGGGGCACCUGGGUGGCUCGCCUGGGUAAGCGUCCAACUCUUGAUUUCAUCCUGGGUCAUGAGCCCCAGGAUCAUGGGAUGGAGCCCCGCGUGGGGCUCUGUGCUGAGCGUGAAGCCUGCUCAAGAUUCUUUCUCUUUCCCUCUGCCUCUCUCCCCAUCUCGUGUGCGUGCUCUAAGAAAUAAAAAAAUAAAUCAUCUCCAGAGCCCCCAAAUACUGCUUGCUUGUUUGAAGAACUUGACAUCUUAGUCCUGUAGUUACUAUCUUAAGUUUUCAUGAUAGGGUGAGGACUUCAGAAGGUCACAGCAUCCUUCUUCCUGAUGCAGUCAUGCAAGGUGAACAGAAAUACCCUGUACAACUGCUAAGGGCUAGGUGUUUGCUCAGUGCCCUUUCAGAAGCCCAGGAAUUGAAUAUUCUGCCAAUGAGUUUUCUCUGUAAUCCCUCCCUCCUAUAUUUGGCCUUUCUUUCUCUAUCUUCCGAUUCUUGAUUGUUAGCAUUUCAAGUCCAGAGAAAACAUACGUGGUGGUGCUGUGUUUGGAGGAUCGCUAGGUCAGAUACUCUUUUCUUGGGACACUCAGCCUUACCUUUCAGGGGAGAUAGUGAGCUUCUUUGUGCCCUACUUGAGGGAACUUAUAUCUAAGUUUGUUAUGACUAUUACAGUCUAGCUGAACUUCCUAGUGUUUAAUAUGCUCUGCUUCAUUUGUUAGUGAAAACCAGGAGAAAAUGGCUUACGUGGAGAGAUUUCCUGGCUUCUCAGGGAAGGGGGAAAAGGGGACGCUAUCUACCACUACCUCCCUGUUUUUCCCCCCACCCCGCCCCCUUUCCUAAUUGAUAAGGCUCUGGCCCCAAUCAUACCAGAUUGGGCAGCUUAGGCAGUGAAGAAAAAGAAUUUGGGCAAUUCUUGUUUUGUAAGAAUUUGUCGGGAUGUGGCAAAACCAUCGACAGGAGAUCAAAUACAACUGACUGUCUCCUGGCUCUCUUGUGUGAAGAAUGGCUGGGACCGAAUUCCCAGGGUGUCUUUCCUUCCCUGGUGUUCUAGGUAAGUCACCAUGGGCUUUAAUCUCUGGUGGCUAUAACCUGUGCGGUUAGAAAAGGGGAAAGAGUGUAGUGCUUUUCCUCUGUCUGCCUUCAUGAAGUUCAGAACUGUUGACCGUCUCCCACAGGUAAAAUCAGCAUAGGCCGAAGGGGUCAUGAAGCGGGGAGUCAUGAAAAUCAAAAGAUUCUUGGCUGUUGAGCAGCUAUUUGCUUAAAUGCAGCCCGAGAACAUAAGAUAAACUGCUACCUGCUUAACACGGAAGCUCAGUGCCCCGCAGGCAUCUUAAUCCAUUAAGCCAGUUAAUCAAAAUCCCUUCCACGUGGAGAAAAGCAUAUCUAUCUUCUCCUCAGCUUUGACCACAGGAAAUGUAGUGUUUGGGCUCCUGCCCAAUUCCCGUGUGCCCAGAUAGCCUAAUGAGAAAGUUGGCUUCCUGCCUUCUCAUCCAGAAGAGACACCACGACCAGCCAAUGAUCCUUUUGCUUUUAAUUUUAUGGACAAUGUUGCCCCUUCUGUCAUCUCCAGUGACUUCUGUUUUCCAAGCACCUUUCGCUAUAGACUGAGUCUUUUUUAGGUGGAAACCAAAGGAGUUAGCUUGAUACUUACUGAAGUUGUUUAGUCUUCUCUGGUGGGUCUGGCAGUCCACGCUUUGAGGUGGCUUGAUGGGGUAGCUGUGGGCAAGGUCUUGUUUACUACACAGUGCACAUGAUAGAUGGCCUUAAACUGUGAUUCUUUGUGGUAUGAUGAGUUAUUAUAAACCGAUCCUAAAGAAUGCAAUGGUUCUUAAACUGCAGUUACACGUUUUUAUUGAAGCAAUACCCAAAGCUCUGUUCUUUGGAGUGGUUGUGGGGAAGCUGAAUGGAAAGUAAAGACAAGAGCAAUACCCUCAUGUGCCAAGUGUCCUGCCUUGUUGCCAUCUCCAUGGAUAAGUGGAUCCCUCCAUGCGUGAGGACCCUUGAGUCAAUUCAGAGCCUGCGUUUUCUGACAAUUCUCAGGUUUCUUGUGCAAAGCUUGGUCGCUUGGCCCAGGCCUUCAAAGGGAGUGUGGGACAUAUUCCUGACUGGGGUGGAUGGUAACUUGUCUUCACCCUUAACAUUAGGUCAUGUUCCCUCAGUGAUGUUAAACCAGUGGUUGGAGUGAUAAAAAGCAUCCUUGAUAGUUCUUUACAGGAUACUGGUGAAAUCACCAUGUCAAUUCAGCCAGCAUGUCCAUACAGUCUUGAUGAUCCCUCUCUGUAGAAAGGUAGCAAACAUUAAGAGAAGGGGGAAAGAGAAUAAGAACAGAGAGAUAGCUUAUGGGGAGCUGAGAUCUUGUUUUGUUGGCCUUUGUUGUUUUUUUUUUUUUUUUUCAUUGACCAAUUUGCCUGUAAGCUGGACUUUGCAAGAGGUGCUGUGAUAACCCCUCUCCAUUGCUGGGAUGCUUAUCUAAUCUGAGAAAGUGUGAGAGGGGGAAAUGUAAAUAAAAAAUGUUAAAUUCUA
Messenger RNA from Acinonyx jubatus (cheetah), 7357 nucleotides. It is a transcript of the gene SPTLC2, whose product is annotated as serine palmitoyltransferase long chain base subunit 2. Gene Ontology annotation, biological process: sphingosine biosynthetic process; ceramide biosynthetic process. The transcript is spliced from 12 exons. NCBI's taxonomy places the organism in Eukaryota, Metazoa, Chordata, Mammalia, Carnivora, Felidae. Bases 100 to 1794 code for a protein of 564 amino acids. Gene Ontology annotation, molecular function: pyridoxal phosphate binding; serine C-palmitoyltransferase activity. The record is from RefSeq and is a predicted model, not a curated record. Gene Ontology annotation, cellular component: serine palmitoyltransferase complex.